CGGAUCCGAAACGGUGAAGGAAGGUCACAGUCAAAGUUGCAGGGACUAUAGAGAUAGAUACAUACGGCUGAUAUAUAGAGAGAGAGGGAGAGAGAGAGAGUGUGUGUGAGAGAGAGAGAAAUGUGGUAUAAAGGUGAGAGGCAUGCAGUCUCACCUUAUGCCGAUGCAGCCCAUGAUGGCAGCCUACUAUCCCAGCAACGUCACUACUGAUCAUAUUCAACAGUAUCUGGAUGAAAACAAGUCGCUGAUUCUGAAGAUUGUCGAGAGCCAAAACUCGGGGAAAAUGAGUGAAUGUGCAGAGAACCAGGCUCGGUUGCAAAGAAACUUGAUGUAUCUAGCUGCGAUUGCUGAUUCACAACCUCAACCACCUAGCAUGCAUUCUCAGUAUCCCGGUGGGAUUUUGCAGCCUGGUCCACAUUACAUGCAGCACUCACACGCUCAACAAAUGACACCUCAAUCACUUAUGGCUGCUCGAUCCUCUACGCUAUACAGUCAGCAGCAAUACUCAGCAUUUCAACAAGAAGCUUUGCACAGCCAACUCGGAAUGAACACUGGAGGAACCAGUGGACUUAUGCUCCAAGGGGAGUCCCAUGGUGCUGGAGGUAGUGGCGGACUUGGAGGUGUAGGAUUUCCAGACUUUGGUCGCAGCACCACCGGGGAGGGGCUGCAUGCCGCUGGAAGGGCAAUGGCAGGUGGAGGUAAGCAAGAAAUGGGCAGUAGUGGGCCUGCAGAAGGACGCGGUGGAAGCUCAGGUGAUGGGGGUGAAUCUCUCUACUUAAAAGAUGCCGAUGAUUGAAAGAAUUCAAGGCAAAUAAGGUCGAUCAACGUAGUUUUUUCUCCUGUUAACUCGGGAGUGUUGAAUUAGGUAACCGCUAUCCCAGAAACUGAAGAAGGUUGCUGUUGUUAUGGACCUGUAAUCUAUUUAUCAAGGAAAGAACUGGAUUUUUGUGUAUGUGAUAAAAUCAUGUAUAAUUUUAGUUUCUUCUAUUAUGUGUUUUGGUCAA
Olea europaea var. sylvestris is the source of this 1004-nucleotide messenger RNA. Its product is annotated as GRF1-interacting factor 1-like. Gene Ontology annotation, molecular function: transcription coactivator activity. Gene Ontology annotation, biological process: positive regulation of transcription by RNA polymerase II; leaf development; cell population proliferation. The record is from RefSeq and is a predicted model, not a curated record. Gene Ontology annotation, cellular component: nucleus. The transcript is spliced from 4 exons. The coding region runs from base 143 to 796 and encodes 217 amino acids. NCBI's taxonomy places the organism in Eukaryota, Viridiplantae, Streptophyta, Magnoliopsida, Lamiales, Oleaceae.